This is a messenger RNA of Mitosporidium daphniae, 651 nucleotides long. RefSeq lists its product as uncharacterized. NCBI's taxonomy places the organism in Eukaryota, Fungi, Microsporidia. The record is from RefSeq and is a predicted model, not a curated record. The coding region runs from base 1 to 651 and encodes 216 amino acids. The transcript is spliced from 3 exons.
AUGCCCAUCUCCUUUGCCUCAGCAGGAUUUUCUGGCGAUGACUCCCCUCGCCUGGUUAUUCCUGCCUUUUAUGGUAUCUCUAGCAAUGCCGAGAAUAUGAAUGUUGACUCUGAGCCGCAGCCGUGUAUUUCGCAAGCUGUAGCGUCAAAUGUCUCUUUUGCAUCGGGCCUCAAAAAUGGGAUCAUCAAGCUAUCAUUUGACGCCAAUAACAGAUAUCACGUGGGCGACUUGCAAUUAAACUGCUUGCGCGCUGGGAUGGAGGUGAAACAUAUGUUUUCGCAAGGAAAGGGCACCUCUUUGGUGGUCAAUUUGGGCCAUCAAGUUGCCUCUGUUACGCCCAUCAUUGACGGAUAUGUGCUACACAACGUCUCAUUCAAUGAGAGAAAGUUUGGCGGGCAAUAUGUCACGCAACUGUUGACCGAGUUUCUUUCGCGGGAUCUGGGCAUAAGUGUUUCCAUUCCUCAACAGAUCAUAUCCAAAGAAAAGGUCGAAUUAAUGACACCUCCCAAGGCAGUUUUGAAGCCAAUAGACAAAUGCGAAGAAUCUCUGCUGCUCUUUUUGAAAGAGGUUGCUUUAUGGUCUCUUUUCCUAGAAUGUGAUAGAAGACAUAAAAAUGUCCAUCGCUCAUGUUUCGGAUUUGCCACAAUUUGA